This is a messenger RNA of Trypanosoma rangeli, 477 nucleotides long. RefSeq lists its product as uncharacterized. Gene Ontology annotation, molecular function: zinc ion binding. The transcript has a single exon. NCBI's taxonomy places the organism in Eukaryota, Euglenozoa, Kinetoplastea, Trypanosomatida, Trypanosomatidae. Bases 1 to 477 code for a protein of 158 amino acids. The record is from RefSeq and is a predicted model, not a curated record.
AUGCCGUAUUUUCGGGUUUGCCUCGACGCGGAAACGGAGGGAGUUGUGGCUAUUCGGCCCGUUCGGCCUCGGAUUUGGGGGCUUAAGUUUGAUUGCGGCAGUUGCCGGGAAACCAGCCCGCACUUUGUCUACGUGGACGAGAGGGAGGAACGCGACAGCGGCGGCGGGGGUACACGCAACGCCGUCUUCAAAUGCGCCUUCUGCAAGGCGGUCCUGACGGCCACGAUCGACACGGAAAGCUACGGCAAGUACACCCCUGGCGGGGACGGCGGCGUCUUGCUGAUCGAGGUGCGUGGCGCAUCCCCGGCGGAGCUCGAACUGGACAAUCAGUGGGUGGUCGAGGCGGAGGGCUCGGCCUUUGAGCGGGUCGACCUAAGCGAGGAUUGGGUGGACUACGACGAGGCUAGCGGCGCGCCCGCCAGCGUGUCCGGCGUUUCCGUGAGGUUUGAGCGGGCAAAGGGGACGAAACACGGGUAG